Molecule: messenger RNA, 711 nt
Organism: Morus notabilis
Lineage: Eukaryota; Viridiplantae; Streptophyta; Magnoliopsida; Rosales; Moraceae
Product: 60S ribosomal protein L23a
Exons: 4
Coding region: 73-534 (153 amino acids)
Biological process (GO): ribosomal large subunit assembly; translation
Cellular component (GO): ribosome; cytosolic large ribosomal subunit
Molecular function (GO): rRNA binding; structural constituent of ribosome
Source: RefSeq, a predicted model, not a curated record
CUUCUUGACUGAAAACCCUAGCUGGCCGCGCAGGUUCAGAGGUUGCAGUGCUUAACUCGGAGUUUUACGCAAAUGGCUCCCAAAGCUGACAACACGAAAAAGUCCGACCCAAAGGCGCAAGCCUCAAAGACGGCCAAGGCAGUGAAAUCUGGGCCAACAUUCAAGAAGAAGGCGAAGAAGAUCAGGACAUCAGUCACCUUCCAUCGCCCGAAGACAUUGAAGAAGGAGAGGAACCCCAAGUAUCCCCGCAUCAGUGCGCCACCAAGACAUAAGUUGGACCACUAUCAGAUUCUCAAGUAUCCACUGACUACCGAGUCUGCAAUGAAGAAGAUCGAGGACAACAACACCCUGGUUUUCAUUGUUGACAUCCGCGCGGACAAGAAGAAGAUCAAGGACGCCGUUAAGAAGAUGUACGACAUCCAAACCAAGAAAGUCAACACUUUGAUCAGGCCUGAUGGAACGAAGAAGGCCUAUGUUAGGUUGACACCGGAUUACGAUGCUUUGGAUGUGGCCAACAAGAUUGGAAUCAUCUAAGCUAUUGUAUCAUCUGUUUGUUUUGAGCGAGUUAUUCUUUUCUUGCUGUUACAGUUUUGAUAGGAGGGAAUGCAGUCUGUUAGAACUCCUACUUUGUUUUGAUUUUAUGUAGUAUGUAUUCGAGAUUGUUCUCUUUUCAUCAUUGACAAUUGAAUAUGGAUUAGGUUUUACAUAUCA